AGAAGAAGAGACGUAUGUGACUGAUAUAAAGGCAGAAGAUAUAGAGGGAGAAGAAGAGACGUAUGUGACUGAUAUAAAGGCAGAAGAUAUAGAGGGAGAAGAAGAGACGUAUGUGACUGAUAUAAAGGCAGAAGAUAUAGACAGAGAAGAAGAGACAUAUGUGACUGAUAUAAAGGCAGAAGAUACAGAGGGAGAAGAAGAGACAUAUGUGACUGAUAUGAAGGCAGAAGAUAUAGAGGGAGAAGAAGAGACGUAUGUGACUGAUAUAAAGGCAGAAGAUAUAGAGGGAGAAGAAGAGACUUAUGUGACUGAUAUAAAGGCAGAAGAUAUAGAGGGAGAAGAUGAGACGUGUGUGACUGAUAUAAAGGCAGAAGAUAUAGAGGGAGAAGAAGAGACGUAUGUGAGGGGUGAUCAGCAGUGUAAGGAGGAGGAGAUCCCUACAGAUAUCAGCACAGCAGAUGGACACACAAACAGGAAUAUCACAGAAGGACAUCUAAUGUUAUCCCCGGAUUGUGACCUAAAAGAAAAUGAUAGUAGACCUGAUUCUCCAGGAGAUAAUCCCAUUACCCCAAUUAUACAUCCAGCUCUAUCAGCUGGUCUCUCUGAUCCUGGGAAAUGUUCUCCUGAUCACUCUGAUAUUGGAGCAUCUGUUACAGCUCUGAGAGUAGAUACAGUGUUUCCCUGUUCUAUAGAUGCCAAAUGUUUUACACAGAAUACAAAGCUUAUUACCCAUCAGCCAGCUAAGGCAAGUGAGAGGCCAUUUCCAUGUUCUGAGUGUGGGAAAUUUUUUACACACAAAUCAGCUCUUGUUACACAUCAGAGAAGUCACACAGGUGAAAAGCCAUAUUCCUGUUCUGAGUGUAGGAAAUGUUUUCCACGGAAAUCAGAACUUGUUACACAUCAGAGAAGUCACACAGGUGAGAAGCCAUAUUCCUGUUCUGAGUGUGGGAAAUGUUUUGCACAGACAUCAGCUUUUGUUACACAUCAGAGAAGUCACACAGGUGAGAAGCCAUAUACCUGUGCUGAGUGUAGGCAAUGUUUUCCACGGAAAUCAGAUCUUGUUACACAUCAGAGAAGUCACACAGGUGAGAAGCCGUACUUCUGUUCUGAGUGUGGGAAAUGUUUUGCAUGGAAAUCAAAUCUUGUUACACAUCAGAGGAGUCACACAGGUGAGAAGCCAUAUUCCUGUUCUCAGUGUGGGAAAUGUUUUGCAUCGAAAUCAUAUCUUGUUACACAUCAGAAAAGUCACACAGGUGAGAAGCCAUAUUCCUGUUUUGAGUGUGGGAAAUGUUUUGCAUAUAAAUCAAAUCUUGUUACACAUCAGAGGAGUCACACAGGUGAGAAGCUAUUUUCCUGUUCUGAGUGUGGGAAAUGCUUUACAUAUAAAUCAUAUCUUGUUACACAUCAGAGAAGUCACACAGGUGAGAAGCCAUAUUCCUGUACUGAGUGUGGGAAAUGUUUUGCAUUGAAAUCAAUUCUUGUUACACAUCAGAGAAGUCACACAGGUGAGAAGCCAUAUUCCUGUACUGAGUGUGGGAAAUGUUUUGCAUUGAAAUCAAUUCUUGUUACACAUCAGAAAAGUCACACAGGUGAGAAGCCAUAUUCCUGUUCUCAGUGUGGGAAUUAUUUUGCACAUAAAUCAAAUCUUGUUACACAUCUGAGAAGUCACACAGGUGAAAAGCCAUAUUCCUGUUCUGAGUGUCGGAAAUGUUUUGCACGGAAAUCAGAUCUUGUUACACAUCAGAGAAGUCACUCAGGUGAGAAGCCAUAUACCUGUGCUGAGUGUGGGAAAUGUUUUCCACGGAAAUCAGAUCUUGUUACACAUCAGAAGUCACACAGGUGAGAUGCCAUUUUCCUGUUGUGAGUGUGGGAAAUGUUUUACACAGAAAUCAGAUCUUGUUACACAUCAGAGAAGUCACACAGGUGAGAAGCCGUACUUCUGUUCUGAGUGUGGGAAAUGUUUUGCAUGGAAAUCAGUUCUUGUCAAACAUCAGCGAUUUCACAGGUGAGAAGCCAUUUUCAUGCUGAGAGAUAAAUAAAUCCGCUCUUGUUAAACAUAUUAGACAUUACCCAACUACGGAACCAUUUAAAAUAAGAUUUUACUCACCGGUAAAUCUAUUUCUCGUAGUCCGUAGUGGAUGCU
Messenger RNA from Pseudophryne corroboree (corroboree frog), 2143 nucleotides. RefSeq names its product gastrula zinc finger protein XlCGF57.1-like. The transcript is spliced from 2 exons. The coding region runs from base 218 to 1843 and encodes 541 amino acids. The record is from RefSeq and is a predicted model, not a curated record. Gene Ontology annotation, molecular function: DNA-binding transcription repressor activity, RNA polymerase II-specific; RNA polymerase II cis-regulatory region sequence-specific DNA binding. Gene Ontology annotation, cellular component: nucleoplasm. NCBI's taxonomy places the organism in Eukaryota, Metazoa, Chordata, Amphibia, Anura, Myobatrachidae. Gene Ontology annotation, biological process: regulation of transcription by RNA polymerase II.